AUGUUUGUACCUGAAGGAAUUGGAACCCCAGAGACUUCAGAUAUUGCACCAAACUCACAUCCAGAAUCCUUUCUUCAGACAAAAUUAAUUUCCUUGGAGACCCAUGUGACAGGACCUCUCCUCAAAAAUGAAAAAGCUCAAACUUUCAUCCUGGAACCAGUUUUUAUUUCCCCCAGCCAUGGAUUUAAAUUACUCUCAUUGGAUGAAAUAGAACAAGGAGUUUCAUAUACAGAGAACUUGCAAGCCAUAUUCCCAAAGGAACCUGGUGUUUCAAACCCCAUCCAGGAAGAAGUCUACAGUAAAUCGGAAAAGAAAGAAGACAAGAGUUAG
Messenger RNA from Puccinia graminis f. sp. tritici CRL 75-36-700-3, 330 nucleotides. RefSeq lists its product as uncharacterized. Lineage: Eukaryota; Fungi; Basidiomycota; Pucciniomycetes; Pucciniales; Pucciniaceae. Bases 1 to 330 code for a protein of 109 amino acids. The record is from RefSeq and is a predicted model, not a curated record. The transcript has 2 exons.